AUGCCUUUCCCCGGUGAUGGUUUACCAGAACUGUGUGAUGUGAUAUUAUUUGUAAUACAGAGCCAGAGAAACUCUCACAUCCAAACGGCUAAGCAAAGAAAAGCCGAGCUGCUCCAUCAGGAUCAAACCCCUAACCGGGUGAGAAUGCUCCAGUCUGCAUCCCAACCGGGCAUGGGUUACGGCUUUUAUGGAAAAGUUAUGGGGAAGGCUUUUAUGCUGUUCGACCGCGAUGAGCCGAGCCUCAAAUCUCUCUACUAUCUUUAUGGAUGUGUUUUUGGAAGAGGAGCAUGGAAAGAUCUUCUGCAGGUGCUGAGUGAGUUUUGCGCUGAGCAGAAGUGUUUUUUGGGUAGACCACUCUAUGACGAGGAACCCACAGUCUAUGCUUUCUCAGAAGCCCCCUUCAACUUCAGAUAUCCUGACUUCAUGGUUGGCUGGGCCCUCAGCUGCCCACUGGCUAAGCGGUCUGCAGAACGCUUCAAUUAUGAGCCCCCCAAAUCGGAUUUCACGAUUGACCUUUAACGUGAGAUUGCCCUCUACAUUUGGGAGGAGGGAAGAGGUCUCUUGAAUGAGUUCUGCUUAGAGCCGUGUGACCCGGCCUCUGCAAGAAACUGCCCUACAACCGUCAACACCUACUUCCCCGCCUGCGACGUGAAGCUUGGAGAACGUUACGGAUAUGCGCUGAGCGGUGGAGGAUACAGCUACGUCACAGAAAGUGGAGGCAUGGUGUUUAGCAGGACAGCUGUACAAAAUAGCCUAACAGGUGGUAGUGAGUGUCGCAGCGCCGAUCAUCCUGAUCAUGAUAUGGUGGUUAACCACGCUGGGUUCCCUAGCCCACUUUUUCAUCAGGCCCGUCCAGAUGAUAAUGUGAAAGAGCUCCUGGCACGACAGAACCCAAUCUCCUUUCACAAACACUGGAACAUCAACCCUGUGGCCGUCUACCAGCGCUAGCUAACAGACACGGCUGCACAGACAAGACCCCAGGUUUGUGAGAAGAUUUUUGUCUUAAAAGAUGCUAAAAGCAUAUUCUGCCCUAUGAAUGUUAUCACCAAGGAUUACAUUCGAUUCGCUCAGUAA
This is a messenger RNA of Paramisgurnus dabryanus, 1074 nucleotides long. It is a transcript of the gene b3glctb, whose product is annotated as beta 3-glucosyltransferase b. Gene Ontology annotation, cellular component: membrane. Gene Ontology annotation, molecular function: glycosyltransferase activity. The record is from RefSeq and is a predicted model, not a curated record. Lineage: Eukaryota; Metazoa; Chordata; Actinopteri; Cypriniformes; Cobitidae.